Cydia fagiglandana is the source of this 2996-nucleotide messenger RNA. RefSeq lists its product as uncharacterized. Bases 133 to 1587 code for a protein of 484 amino acids. The record is from RefSeq and is a predicted model, not a curated record. Lineage: Eukaryota; Metazoa; Arthropoda; Insecta; Lepidoptera; Tortricidae. The transcript has 5 exons.
UUUUUUUUAGUUUUGAUGUUUGACGUUUUGCUUUGCUUGGGUUGUCAGUUUUUAUUUGAUGUGUUUGGAGAAAAAGUAGUCAAAGCGAAUAAAGUUGCUUAUUGUAGCGAAUUUCACAAUUUAUAACUUAAAAUGUCGCUAAUUGUGGUCGAGGACGAUUCGAGCGACGAGCUAGCAUCAGCUAGCUCAGUAGUAUCUGAUGGCGAACAAGGCAAACAUGUACUCGAUAACAAGAUUAAUAAAGCGAGCGCACAAGAGUUGACUAUGGAUGAGAGAUCUUACGACGAUGCAGAGACCGUAUCUACUGCGUAUAAUGAUGACGAAGAAAAACCCCUGUUAGAACUAAUGAAGCAUCUAAUAAACUACAACGGCAAGCAGAACACCAAGCUGACGAACAACCAGCUCAUCGGCAUCCUGAAGAAGGAGUUUGAUCUGGACCCCGCUAACCUGCACUUCAUCAGUGUGGACAUAUAUAUGAAUGUGUUGAAGAAAUUCUUGAAAAGUUGGCCGCAGUGGGAUGAAUUUGAUCAGGUAAUGCAUGAAACCCGCUGCAUGGAUGACCACGAAGAGAUUGAAAAAAUGCUGGACAUCGAAUACACAUCCCUAAAGGAAUACCUCGCCACCAUUUUGAAAGCGACUGAACCGUUCGCCAGAGAAGCGGCCCAGAAACUGAAACGGAGCCAAGAAAUACCCGAAUCCAGCAAAGCAGUCCCCGGGGAUGUUGUCUUAGAAAUAAAUUGCUCCAGAGAUCAAUUAAAUAAACUGUUCUUUCGAAAACCACAUCCAGAAUACAAAGGAUCAAUAUUUAAUAUAAACUCUGACGUACCAUCAAAAAUAUGUGUUAACCAACAAACUUUUCAAUCCAUGCUGAACUCAUGCUACAUCAAUAUUACUAUAAAUAUGGCCUGCUUUAAGUAUAAAAGGGAAAUGCUGCCAAAUUUUAAGCACAUGCUUAUAAAUAAAAACCUAAGACAGAUUCAAAGGGAGCCGAGAUUAAACACCCAUUUGCAAACACCGAAAAAUACGAAAACUCAAGGGGAUGUGGCGAGAAAAGAUUUGAAGUUAGUUAUAGAGAAAAUACAACGGUCAAAUAGAUAUAAUAUAGAGCAGCAACAUGACGUAGAUAUGAUAUUUAAGACCAUAAAUGAAGAUUUGAAAGUAUUGCCAGCGACAUUUAAUAAUGGCAGGGUGGAGAUACCUUGUACGUUCAGGUUUCAUAUGAGCGAAUAUCCAUAUGUGAGAUAUCUGUAUGAAGAUGUUGAUACGGAAUCGGAGAAGUAUGAUUUGCAGUUGGAGGAGAAGAUUUCACCGAUGGUGUGGUUCCAUAUAUCAAGGUUAAGCCUGAAGAUCAGUGCUACGAACAUGGACAGCAACUGGCUGAAGCUGGAGUGUUCCAUCUGUCAGACGGCAUACCACGGCGUCCAGGGUAUAGGGGCGUUGAAGGCACAUUUUAGAGAAGCCCAUCAGAACGAGCCUAACUGGAGCUGCACUCACUGCGACACGGAGUUUACGGCCACGCAGCUGGCGACCGCCAGGUGGCACCACCACUGCAAUAACAUGGAGGAACCAAAACUGUUUGAAAACUAACUCCCCGUUUGGGUAUUAGUCUCCAUUUGUCCCGACAUGACGUACGCACAGUCAGCGGGGUUGCAUUUGAAUUACGCAUUAUAGGGAGAGGGGAGGGAGAGAGGGUCAGGGGGGUAGGAACCCCCCCCCCCCCCCCCGACCCCGUCCCAAAAGUUAGGAAAUCAAUAGUUACCACAAAAAAAUAUAUGUUUUGAGGUUAUGUAUUUUGAGGUCCAUGAACCAAGUAACUGAAGAAAAUUUCGUAUACAUAUUUCUGAGCACUUUGUCCGUAUACAUGGUUUUGAGCACUUUGUCCGUAGCGAGUCGGGUGUGUUGUGAACGCAAGAUACCUAGCACUCCUCGCUUCGCUCGUCGUCGUACCUAACUGUAUUUCGUCGGGUGACAAGCAAAAGUCACUAACUAACACCAUUGAAAUUAUUGGACAAUAAACCGUGUUACAAGUGUAAUAAAGUGCAUUGUUACUUAAAUUUUUUGAUAGUACUUAGUGACUUUUGCUUGUCACCCGACGAUUUCGUUCCGUCACACGUAACUUCAAACACGUAGAAAAAGAAACUACGCGUCUCCUAGACACAAAUCGGGUGUCAUUUGAACCCCUAUAAAAUGCGACCCUUACCCCCCCCUCCCUAUAAUGCGUAAUUCAAAUGCCUCAGUCAGCAGCAGAAGUUGCUAAACGGGCCAGGUGUUCAAAAUGAUCUAGACGCGACUUUAUUGUUGAGAGAAUAAGAGCGUGUCAAGGUCAUUUUGAACACCUCGCCCGCUUAGCUACUUCUGCUGCUGACUGUACAUUAUUGCCAUAUCGCCGGAUGACAAGCAAAAGUCACUAAGUACCACCACAAGUUCAUAGCUAAAAUGAACCAUGUUAGUACUAAAAGAAGGUCGAUUUUUGUUUAAUUUUUUUAGUAAUUAGUGACUUUUGCUUGUCACCUGACGAUAUGUAAGCUAGUAGUGACACCACAGUGUAAAAAGUAACAGUGGACCGACGCCUUUGAUGUUUGCGUAAAAGCAAUACACACACACAGUAGGGUUGUCAGACUUUCACACAACUGCCCAAGACUUACACUUGACUUACUAUAAGACACGCUAUCCCUGUUAGUAGUACCGAGCUACUAACAUUGGUGAUGUAUGCAGCUCGGGUGCGCGCUUCGUCGAAUGAAUAUUGUUUUAUAGACUGGUGACACCAUCCCAGGGCCAAAUAUAAUGUUAUCAGAUUUUACCAGAGCUUCAAUAAUGGAGGUUAGUUAGGUUUUGUGAUACUUUUUGUUAUAAAAGAGGAUAUCUUUUGUUUUUUCAAUUAUUUUUUCAAUAUCAAUUUGAAUUGGUCGCCCAAAGUCGCCGGGCCGAGAGUUUAUUAAUUAUAAAUGUAAUUGUAGAACUGAUGUGAAUUUUCAAAAUAUAUAUUUUUGUACCUA